This is a messenger RNA of Helicoverpa armigera (cotton bollworm), 2487 nucleotides long. RefSeq names its product transcription factor SOX-14. The coding region runs from base 259 to 951 and encodes 230 amino acids. Gene Ontology annotation, molecular function: DNA-binding transcription factor activity, RNA polymerase II-specific; RNA polymerase II cis-regulatory region sequence-specific DNA binding. The record is from RefSeq and is a predicted model, not a curated record. The transcript has 3 exons. Lineage: Eukaryota; Metazoa; Arthropoda; Insecta; Lepidoptera; Noctuidae. Gene Ontology annotation, biological process: regulation of DNA-templated transcription; anatomical structure morphogenesis; cell differentiation.
GUUCGCCGUUAACAUGACACUAGCAAGAAAAGCGCCGCAUUGAGCUUUCGACGAGCUUUUCACAACGCGCGCGGGAUUUAAUCGGUUCGCAAUAUUUUGAAUGUAACGCAUAAAUUAAAAAUUCAUAAAAAAAUACUACACUGAAUACAAAACUGAUAUAAGUUCGUUUUCGAAAAUAAUGCGCGUGCAGUACCGGUGUGGCGUAAAUUGAUUUUUUUGUAAAAGUUGUUUUUUAAAGCCGUCAAAAUUGAUCUAACAAUGUCUCUGGGUAAACAGCCCAAUGACCAUAUAAAGAGACCUAUGAACGCCUUCAUGGUGUGGUCGAGGGGGCAACGUCGGAAGAUGGCGCAAGACAACCCUAAGAUGCACAACUCGGAGAUCUCCAAGAGGCUGGGAGCGGAGUGGAAGCUGCUGACUGAGAUGGAGAAGAGGCCGUUCAUCGAUGAAGCUAAGAGAUUGAGGGCACUGCACAUGAAAGAACACCCCGACUACAAAUACCGGCCACGACGAAAGCCGAAACCGCUUGUCAAGAAGGAACCAAAGUUCGGUUUCGGCAUCAACGGCCUGAUGGCACCGGUACCGAGACUGGUGACUCCUUCGGUACCACACCCGGUGCAUCCACAGCUGCAUUCGAUGCCUCAUCACUUACUGCCGGAUAAACCUGAGUUGAGCAGAGCAUUGUUCCCGCCAUUGCCGUACCCGUUCUAUCCCUUUGCGAAGCUACCUUCAGAUGAUGGGAAGUUGGCUGCUGAGUUGGCGCAUUUGCAGGUAAUCUUCAGUAAGGCACUAUACGGCGGUGCGCUCUACAGCAGUGCUUUGUACAGCAGCGCCCUCUCCCCCUGCGGCUGCCCCCCUCGCCGGACCCCCUCCCCUCCCCCCGCUGACGUCAAGCGCCCCGUCGCCUACGUCCUCAUGAAGAGCGACGAGGAACCUCCUCAGCACGUUAUCUGAAGGCCGGUCGCGCUCCCGGCGAGGGUCUGGCCCUCGCACUGGGAGCGACCUUCCACCUCCGUACAGGAGCGCGAGACCAGCUCACCUGACAGUGUCUAAGACUGAAUGGAAGGACUUAUUAGAACAAACUCUGUGAAUAGGGAUGUGACAUCGAUUCGGCCUUUGAAUUGGUUUCGGCGAUAAAGUGAUUUCAAAAAAAGAACAGUGUUUUUGUUUUUACCGGCCAGAUACAAAUAGCUGCGAAGUAUUGUAUGUGAAGAUGGAAUGGUGCUGUUCGUGAGUAUGCAAUGAUGAUGAACUUUGUGCAAUCAAUGUUACUGUUAAUGUGCAAUGUACCUUAUUUUAGUUUCUCGUGAGGAGCACCUCGCACUUUGAAUAGAUAACAUAUCAUAGAAUUUACUCUUCAACUAUGUACUUACUAGACGUUAGUUAGGCGAAUUAAUGUCAAUUUUAUAAGAAAGGAAAGGCAAUUGGAGACUUUCAAACUGUGUUACCCAGAUUUUCUGUCUUGUGCACCAGAAAAACAAUAUGUUUUGUAACAUCUUUUAUAGUUUACCUCGUUAAAUACACCCCGUUUUAUUUGUUAUUUAUAACACUAAAAUACUGUAUCAUUUUUAGUACCGUCACAGGAUUUGUCUAUAAAUAAAUAUAUCUCAAACCUAAUGCAUCAAAUGUAUGUAAUCACUAAUAAUUGUAGUGCAAUAAUAAAUGUAAUAAAAUAUAAUCAAAAACAUUCAUAAUAAAAUAAUUGUAAGACUUGGAACACGAUUAAAGUAAUUCUCACCUGUAAGACUAUCACUCUUCUUUAUCGAUAUCUUCUUGCUUGUCUAUACCACUUAUCGAUAGUGCAUGGAAAUAUCGAUAUUGGAGCGUCACAUCACUAUAAUGUGAAUUAUAGUUUUUGUAAAUAGCACUUGUAUGUAAAUAAAGUCGUUAUUUUGGUUAUAAUAUUAUGUAUAGUGAACUUAAUAUUUAAGCAAAUAAUGUUCGUUACAAAAUAUUCAGUUCGAUUAUCAGGUUACCUACUUAUCUCGUAAAACAAAAUGUAAUCCAAUCUCGGUAUAUGUUUCUUUUUCUAAUUUGUUCAUUUUUAUAAACAGUAAGGAAUCUUAAAAUCUUAUGCAGGAACACAGGUAUUUUGAAUUAAUUUUAGAAUUUUUUGUUUAUACUUUUAUUUAGGGCUCGAAAUACAAAAAUAGGAUCUACUUAUUUUAAGUUUUCUUUAAACUUUUUUUGAGAGCAAUGUAUGACAAAGUUAUGUAGCGUCUUGUAGCAUCGAAAUAAUUUUAUAAGUUUUAUGUACUUAGUUCUCCCACCGAUAACUGUUUCUAUAAUACAUGUGUAUUAUUGAAUUGAAGUUAAUUGCUAUAACUUAAUAGUUAUUAAAAAAUGUUUGUAAAUUAAUUAUUAGUGACUUAAUUAUUGUUGAUAUUAUGUUAUUGUUGAAAUUUAAGUUUUAUAGGUUUUUAAAGUUUUUAGUUGUAUUCGAAGAAUGUUUGAUUUUUAUAAUGAUACGAAUAAUAAACGAUACAUCGG